AUGACAAACGGUGAUGCCCAUCAUACCAUGAAGUUGUCCCAACUAUACGUGUGGCUCUCGCUCCACGUGGUGCUAGCCGUGGCCUCCUCCGGCAUCUCUAAAUUCACGCCUUUCGACUCGCCUGAGUACUGUUCACAAAUCAUCACUCCCACUUGCAACACCACGUUCUCGUACAUCGACGACCUCAACGACCAUAUCCGCGUGUCUUUGUCCAAGUUGGUGCAGACUUCGUACUUCCGCUACUUCAAACUCAACUUCGAGAAGCAGUGCAAGUUCUGGAACGCCCAGCACUUCUGUGCCACUGAAAACUGUGCUGUGGAGAUCUUAUCGCCCUCCCAGUACAACUGGAGCAACGUGACCAACGACGACCUUCGUCCCUUGAAAUUAGGUAAGAUCAACUUGGAGCAACCUGCCACAGAUGACGACGACGCCCAGGACACCGACGCCACCUGCGAGGACUUGGACUACACCCACAUCGACGACGACCACCAGUGCGUCUACGUCGACUUGUUGAACAACCCCGAGCGUUUCACUGGGUAUGGAGGUGCCCAGGCGUUCAACGUGUGGAAGGCGAUCUACUCCGAGAACUGCUUCCCCAACAGUGCGAGUGAAGAAAACCACCAUCUCACGGUGUCGGACGCUGACGAGGACGACACCUGUGUGGAGAAGAACUUGUUCUACCGGGUGGUCAGCGGAUUGCACGCAUCCAUCGCCGUGCACUUGUCCAACGAGUACUUGGACUCCGAAACCGGCGAGUUCUACCCCAACUUGAAGGUGUUCAUGGAGCGCGUAGGACGCUUCAACGACAGGUUGUCCAACAUCUACUUUAACUACGCCUUGGUGUCGCAAGCGUUGGUCAAAUUGAACAACUUGGUGUCCUUGCAUGAGCUUAUCGAGUUCGACGAGAGUCACACCCACAACGAGGCUCGCCACAAGUUCGUCAACAACGAAGAGCCUACCGAAAACUACGACGAGUUAUUGGGCCAGAUCAUCCCCAUGAUUUCCUCGAACACCUUGUUUGACACCUCAUCGUUGUUCAACCCCGAAUCGGUAUCUCCAGGGUUGAAGGAUGAGUUCAGAUCCAGAUUCAAGAACAUCUCUGCUAUUAUGGACUGCGUGGGAUGUGACAGGUGCAGAAUGUGGGGCAAGUUGCAGACCAUUGGCUACGGAACCGCGUUAAAGAUCUUGUUUGAGGGAGAAGACCCUAAAAACACCGAAAAGUUGAGAUUCAGAAGAAUUGAAAUCGUGGCCUUGUUCAACACCUUCGACAGAUUGUCCAAGUCGAUCGAAGCCAUCAACAGCUUCAAAACCAUGUAUUUACAGCAUCUUGAAGACGUCAGAAAAGGCAUCGCCAAGCCUGGCGAGUACGACAGAAAAAAUGAGAGCAACGGAUUGGCAUUCCCCUUCUUCAAGGUCCCAGAAACUGCCAGCAAACCCGAGGUUGCUGCCCCCAAAAAGGCCUCACCCAAGAAGAUCUCCCCUAGCAAGAUUGAUAAGUCGCCUUUGGGCAUUGCUAAGGCCAAGAAGGCCUCCGACAGAACCUUUGUGGAAGAAUUGAGACUUGCCAUCGACGAUGUUGCGCAAGCCACCCGUUUUGUGCUUUGGAGCUAUAAGACGCUACCUUCCACACUCUGGAAGAUCUCAUUGAUGUACUUGAACCAGGGCUGGAACUUGCUUAUCGGUACGCCCCACAGCUACAAGUACCACUCGGAGCUCCUGAUGAACAAGAACCAGGACGACAUCAACUACGAGAACCUCUUUUCUGACAGUUAG
This is a messenger RNA of Suhomyces tanzawaensis NRRL Y-17324, 1773 nucleotides long. RefSeq names its product ER oxidoreductin (gene ERO1). Gene Ontology annotation, molecular function: FAD binding; protein-disulfide reductase activity; thiol oxidase activity. The transcript is spliced from 2 exons. Gene Ontology annotation, cellular component: endoplasmic reticulum membrane; endoplasmic reticulum. The coding region runs from base 1 to 1773 and encodes 590 amino acids. Gene Ontology annotation, biological process: protein folding in endoplasmic reticulum. The record is from RefSeq and is a predicted model, not a curated record. NCBI's taxonomy places the organism in Eukaryota, Fungi, Ascomycota, Pichiomycetes, Serinales, Debaryomycetaceae.